This is a messenger RNA of Aedes albopictus (Asian tiger mosquito), 2274 nucleotides long. Its product is annotated as IgA receptor. The record is from RefSeq and is a predicted model, not a curated record. The coding region runs from base 470 to 2128 and encodes 552 amino acids. NCBI's taxonomy places the organism in Eukaryota, Metazoa, Arthropoda, Insecta, Diptera, Culicidae. The transcript is spliced from 7 exons.
CGAACCGGGGAAUUAAUAAAAGUGAAAUUCCCCCGCGCACACACAAACACAGAAACAACCGUUCAACAAAGUGUUCCAUGUCGUCCAUCAAUAGUGCAGUGCAAGUAGAUUGCAAUAACGACGACGAUAUCCUCCAGCAAACGACCGGAGAAUAACGACCAGCGAGGAUGUUGCUCACAUUGUACCGCCAGCCAUAAAAAUCCAUCAUCCACUUUUACCGGAUUCGUCGCCUUCGUCCUUCGGCGCCGCUUCCCCCUUCACCUCCUAGUGUGCGCUGGUGGAGCUGGUGGGAACGGCAAGGAUUCCGCCGUCGACAACAAGUGAACAUACUUUAUCGAUACACCAGCUACAACUACCCCCAUUGAUGACACUCGGCAGUUAUCGUUGCCAUCAAUAUCGUGUGCAAUAACGGCGCCGGCAAGGACUCUGAAGACGACACCGCUGACGACGACGACAACGGAAACUUCGAAUGAUGAAUGCCGGCAGCUUCUGGGGAACGUUCGAUCUGUUGCUGGGUCGGGAGGCGCAGAAAUACGGCGGCCAGGAUGCCCUCAAGGUUGGAACGUGGAUGUCGGCGUACGCCGGGGUGCGAAAGAUUGGGCACGGUGACGACAGCAUCGGCAGCAGCGGUGCUUUCGGCUCGACGGGCAGUGAUUUCACAUCGCUCGCUACCUCCAGCAGUGGUGCUGCCACCAGCGGUGGUACCGGCUCACUGAACUUUCCAUCAAUUUACCACCAAUCGGCCGCCGCCGCCGCCGCCGGGGGAAAUCAGCUGAUUGGAUCCGAUCCGAACACGGGCGAUGGAGCAGGGGGACCCGGUGCCGGUGGGCGAGGGGACGGCGGAAGAGGCAAGGGGCGGAAAAAGCUGCGGCUGCUCAAACCGAAGCUUAAACAGCUGUAUGACAUGGAAGUGCUGCCAGUGGAAUACAUGGGACCAAAGAUUGAGUAUACUGUGAACCUCCCACGAGUGACCGCCCAGUUGGAGAAGCUGAUGGGAACCAAUGUGGUACGCCUCACGGACCGGAAGUAUAUGCAGGAGCUGCAGCGCCGCAUCCAGCAGGAUUACAAUGUCACCCUGGAGAAAAGGAUCCACGAGCGUGAGUAUGAAGAGCUCGAGCGGCAGAAGUACCUGAUUCUGAACGGACAAUACAGCCUGCGCAACUGUCCCCGGCCGCUGAUCCCGCUGCAUAGUGUCGUACUGGCGAAGGAGCUCGAACGGGAACGCAACCUUAUCCUUUCCGGUGCCGGGGACUCCAUCCCGGAGGACAUGAGCAGCUCGGUUUUCUCCGUCAACAAGAAAACCAACCAACACAUCUGCAACAAACGCGAAAAGCUUAAAACCAUCCGCGAGAAAAAUGCCGAACGAUUGAUUAAGCAGGGUCUCCGAUGGGAGCGGGAACGCCUGCAGAUGGAGGACUACAACCGUCAGAAGGAAAUCGAACGCAAGUCCCGGCGGGAGGCGCUGCUCGAAAAGGAAAAGCUCUACAUGAUAGAGGACAACGAGCGGGCGCUCAAUUUGCUACGAAUGAAAACCAAAAAGGGUCCCUGUCGAGAUAUGGAUUUGCGCUCGCUGUUGAUGCAACAGCGGGAGGAGCUGGGCGAGAAGAUUCAGCAACGGGACUUCGAUCUAAACGACGACAAACGGAUGGAUUCCGAUCGGAGCAAGGAGAAGAAGCGCCGCCGCAAGAAGCAACCGACCAAGAAGGGAGCGGAUACGCAACUUUCCUCGCCGGAAGAGGGCUACAGUUCGAUGAACCCACCGGAGCAGGCCAGCGACUUGGAAACAUCGAUUAUGAUCAAGAUUGACAAGGACAGCAAGGACUCCGGCGAUGAUACGGAUGCGCUGGACGAUGUCAGCACUGUUGAGGUCUCGGAGGGGGCAGGUGGAUCGGAAGCGGAAGACGCCGAUGCCAGUGAAGCUGUAGAUCCGGCGGAAGUGGCCGAAGCGGAAGCUAUGAAGGAAGAAAUGAGCAAGGCUUUGGAGAAGAAGAAGGUUAAAGCUCGCAAUGAGGAUCCCAAAAUUACCAGAUUGAAGGAAGCGGAUACCGUCAACGAAAUCUACAGCAUUGCUGAUGAGAUUAUUAUUUUGGAAAAGAAGAAGGGCAAGAAAGGUUUCGGAAUGAAGUAAAGAAGUGUGAAUCGUUGCAGUUGAAAGGGCUUUGAAAAAAUCUAGUCCGAUUUAUGUGCUCGGCGAGCGCAUGUAAAAUUGAUUGUGAUAACGAGUGACCCAACGUAGAUUAGUUGUUUGUAGCAAAUAUAUCAUGUUGAAUAAUU